GAAACACUUUGUCUUGGGAAUCUGUUCGCUUCUGCUUGAGGUGCAUCUAGCCCCUACGUAAACGUUCGCUUGUUCCUUUCCACAGAACAACAAAAAAAGGCACUCAUAAGCAGACAUGACUUCACAUCCCCCUGGCACCUCGCCUGCAACGGCGUCUCCCUCCAUCGUCACGGCUGCUGCGAAGGCCUCCCGUCCUCUCCUCACGGUCGUGGGCGACGGCGCUGGCGACAACCGCCGCCGGAUGGAGAUCCCGUGGCGGCAGAUCAGCGAGCAGACGCUGGACAGCAUCUGCCGUGCCCUCCUCGACCGCGACACCGACGCCCCAAUUCGUGCGAUCGACCUCACGGACAACCAGCUCGGUCCCGCCGCCACACAGAAGAUCACGGUGUGCCUCGAGUCGUCGCCCGUGACGGAGGUGUUUAUCCGAUUCAACGACAUCGGCAAGGACGGCUGCGACGGUUUGGCGGCAGUGGUGAACCUGUCGCACACGCUGCAGGUGAUGGACAUCCGCGGUAACCACCUCACCGCGAGUGACGUCCGCCGGCUGCUGAAGUCGGUCGCCGUGUCCACCGUGCUGACCCGGCUAGGCCUCGGUGCGAACAAGCUGGGACCGGAAGGAGCCGCCCUCAUCUCCAAGGCGCUGGAGCGCAACACCUACCUCACCUCGUUGGAUCUCUCAGUGAAUGAGUUGGGUCAAGGUGGGGCGCAGUGUCUUGCGGAUCUUCUCCGCACUCCGGCCGCCACGUUGCAGGUCCUGCAGCUCCACGGCAACUACUUUAGCGCGAGCGGCGUGGCUGCGAUCUGCGAUGCGGUCAAGACGAACAAAGAGCUGCGGCGACUCACCUUGGGCAACAACAACGCCACGGACGAGGCGGCACCUGCAAUUGCGGCGAUGCUGGAGGGAAACUACACGCUGGAGGAGCUCGAUCUGCGGCUGAACUCGCUGACCGCCGUCGGCGUCAAGACGAUUGCGCAGCAAGGACUGGCCAAGAACACUUCCUUGCGGUCGCUCACCUUGUCUGGCAACCAGGUCGGCCCUGUAGGCGCAAAUGAGCUCACCCACGUCCUCAGCGCCCAUCAGCGCAGCGUGAUUGAGCAGCUGGAUUUGAGCUCGUGUGGACUGAUGUCCACCGGUGGGGUGCGGAUUUCCAGUCUGCUCAGCACGUCCAUUUCUUUGAAGGACGUGAACCUGAGCGACAACUCGCUGGAUGACGAGGCGGCGGUGUGUCUGGCGCAGAACAUCUCGGACGGCUUUGCGAUCUCGCUCGUCGACGUGUCGUGCAACGACAUUGGCGAAGAGGGCGCCUCGCAGCUGAUUGACGCGGCGCUGCGGAAUACGCAGCUGUCGGCGCUCGUCAUGCACGGCAAUAACAUCUCCCGCGUAGCUCAGAAGAAGAUGGACAACUUGCUGGAGGAGCGCCUGUCGAAGAACCGCGUACUGAGCCGGCACACCGCCCUGUAUCAACAGCAGAAGCUCACGCAGCAGCAGCAGGCCGCCCGCACGAACACCACCGUUGUCGCUUCGGCUACCGCGUAA
Messenger RNA from Leptomonas pyrrhocoris, 1537 nucleotides. RefSeq lists its product as hypothetical. The record is from RefSeq and is a predicted model, not a curated record. The transcript has a single exon. Gene Ontology annotation, cellular component: nucleus; cytosol; perinuclear region of cytoplasm. Gene Ontology annotation, biological process: nucleocytoplasmic transport; activation of GTPase activity. Bases 116 to 1537 code for a protein of 473 amino acids. Lineage: Eukaryota; Euglenozoa; Kinetoplastea; Trypanosomatida; Trypanosomatidae. Gene Ontology annotation, molecular function: small GTPase binding; GTPase activator activity.